This is a messenger RNA of Caenorhabditis briggsae, 2283 nucleotides long. RefSeq names its product Protein CBR-TAG-130 (gene Cbr-tag-130). The record is from RefSeq and is a predicted model, not a curated record. The coding region runs from base 1 to 2283 and encodes 760 amino acids. Lineage: Eukaryota; Metazoa; Nematoda; Chromadorea; Rhabditida; Rhabditidae. The transcript has 17 exons. Gene Ontology annotation, cellular component: membrane.
AUGAAAGCCUUGCAGGCAAUCUUCAUAUUGAUUUUCUCGGAGCUCAUUAGCACACAAAAACCAGAAGUGAUACCGGCAAAAUGGGAUGUGCUCUACGAGAAGGAAACAGAAAAGAACAUGUCGCUGACAAUUUUCCGUUUCAAUGUUGAGAAACAGUAUUCCGUCGCCCGAAUCAUCAUGAGUUGCAACGAGAGCACGGAGCACAACCCUCUCCUAGCAGUUUUCCGAGAAAAAGUGGCAAUUUUAAGUCUUCAAGUCCCAUUGAUAGUCGACAACUAUGAAUACAGCCAAGUUGCUCGAACACUCUGCCCAUUCACUGAGUACAAGGAAGGAGAGGCUUUCACGGUAGAGGUUACAAGCUCACGGCCGGUUCACUACAACUUCCGAGCCGAAUUGGUCCACAAUUUCUAUUUAUACAACGAUUCAAAGCGCCUCGUGACAGCAAGUGCUUCCGAACCCGUGUAUCUCCGAUAUGACAUUCCGAAUGGAGUCGAUUCAGUGGCGGUACAUGUACUCUCAAACACCACAACUUGUAUGACGGUGUCGGUACAGAAAAUCGGGUGCCCCGUCUUUGAUCUUCCUGACAACGUCAACUCCAUGGGGCUGCACCAGACGAUGACUACCUCGGCGACAAUUCCGGUUGAAAAGUCCCGAAUGUCAAGUUUUUACGUGAUUUUUGUGGUCAAUACCAACGAUGAUUUGUGCUCGGAGAUUCUGAGUAUUAAGCCGAACAGACCAACAAAGUUCCCACUUCGCUUGAAAUCCUUCAAUGUCACUAUCGAGUCUUCCAUGAAAAUUUUUGACUACAUCAUCCCAAUCGUCUUCUGGGCUUGUAUCCUUCUGCUGGUGACCCUUGUGGUAUUCGUCUACCACUACUUUGAUGGAAUAUGGGAACGGAGGUUUUUGUCCAGAGCAUAUACUCAUUUGGAAGAUAAUGCCCAAGACGAGAGACUCAGAGAUUUUUAUGAGUUCAAGCGGAUGUCUGAAGAUGAUGAUUUGAGAGACUACGAUAUUCUUACGGAUUGCAAGGAUAUGAUGGUUGUGAGAGCAAAAGUAUGUUGUUCUACUACUCUUACUGUCGCUGACCUUUCCAUGACACCAUACGAGACUAGAGAAAUGCAAUACGAUGUAUAUAAAAUUGCUCUCGCCAUCAUUGGAAUUUUCUACAACAUCACCGUUCUGCAAUUGAUCAUCAGCAAAGCUGGAAAUCUACGACAGUCUGGAGAUUUGGACGAGUGCACUUUCAAUUUCCAGUGUGCCCGACCACUUUGGUAUUUUGUAGCGUUCAAUAACGUUGUUAGCAAUUGUGGAUAUGUGUAUUUCGGAAGUCUGAUCAUUGUAAUGAAUUACUGCCGCGAAAGGAGUUUCAGACGGCUUUUCGCUGUGCAACCAACAUUAGCUGAGAGAUAUGGUCUCCCCCAACACAGUGGACUGAUGACUGCUAUCGGUCUUGCAGUGAUCAUGGAAGGGAUCUCAUCCGCCACCUAUCACGUGUGUCCGAACAAUAUCAAUUAUCAGUUUGAUACCGCUUUAAUGUAUGUCAUAGGAAUGUUGGGAAAACUGAAAAUCUGGUCACUGCGCCACCCUGAUAUGGUUGUCAGUGCCUAUCACGCAUUCGGAUUUCUUGGUAUUUUCUUAAUGGCUGCGAUUGCUGGAGUGUACGUCCACAACAUGAUCUUCUGGAUAAUGUUUUCUAUAAUAUACAUUGGAAGUAUGAUGCUGAUCAGUUUGGAGUUCUAUUUCAAAGGAAUUUGGACUCUGAACAUUCGAGAGCUCCGCAAUUCGAUUCGAAUGUCCUGGGCGACAUCAAGACAUUUAUCGUGUAUUGUUCCAGCUUACAAAGCACGCUUCUUUGUGAUUCUCCUACUGAACAUGGCUAAUACUGCAGUUGUGGUUUACGGUCUUGAUGCUCAUCCGAAGGACUUCCUGUCGUUUUUGCUCAUUCCUUUCAUUGGAAACCUGUUCAUUUACAUCAUCUACUAUAUUUUAAUGAAGAUGAUAUACCGAGAAAAGAUUCCAAAGCGAGCAGUGGCAUUACUGAUUGCAGCAGUUAUUUCAUGGACAUGUGCUGGAAUCCUGUUCAACCAAAGGGUUUCGGAUUGGAGUAAAAUGCCUGCAAUCUCUCGAGAGCUCAACAAACCCUGCAUUUUCCUCAACUUUUAUGACAACCACGACAUUUGGCAUCUCAGCUCAGCAUUCGCCAUUUUCUUCUCAUUCACCGCAAUCAACGUGAUUGACGACGAUCUGAUGUUUGUGAUGAGAAACACAAUUCGAGUCUUCUAA